Microdochium trichocladiopsis is the source of this 1861-nucleotide messenger RNA. Its product is annotated as major facilitator superfamily domain-containing protein. The record is from RefSeq and is a predicted model, not a curated record. The transcript is spliced from 4 exons. Lineage: Eukaryota; Fungi; Ascomycota; Sordariomycetes; Xylariales; Microdochiaceae. The coding region runs from base 135 to 1451 and encodes 438 amino acids. Gene Ontology annotation, molecular function: transmembrane transporter activity. Gene Ontology annotation, cellular component: fungal-type vacuole membrane. Gene Ontology annotation, biological process: transmembrane transport.
CCUUGAUUGCCGCGGCAGCGCUCCCACAACAUCAAACUUCCUUUAUUUACAGGAGAGCUUCCCGUACCUUCUGGGCUCCGAGCUUUAUAACCUUUCUCCUGGUUGCCGUAAAAAGGCGUUGCUGGUCGCACACCAUGACCAACGCGGCCACCCAAUUCUCGUCUGACUCGCGCAUAGACCCUUCCAUCGAACUGCCACCUGUCGAGGGAAAUGUCCCACCUCCUACGACAACCGUGAUUGACCAUGAUGACUACCCCGAGGGCGGCCUUCAAGCCUGGGUCGUUGUGCUCGGCGCCUGGUGCGCCAUGGUCCCGCCCAUGGGCCUCAUCAACAGCAUGAACAUUUUCCAGGCGUGGUUCUCGGAAAACCAGCUCAAGGGUAUGCCCGAGAGCAACAUUGGAUGGAUCAUAUCAACAUAUGCGUUCCUCGUGACUGCGCUAGGAGCACAGGUUGGUCCCAUCUUUGAUGCUUAUGAUACUUGGAAGUUGGUUGUGCCUGGGUCCAUCGGACUCGUUCUAUCCAUGGUCUUCCUCAGCCUCUCGACUGAGUUCUAUCAGAUCUUCCUCUCCUUUGGUAUCUGCGGCGGUCUGGGUGCCUCGCUGCUCUUCAACCCAGCCGUCUCCGCCAUUGGACACUGGUUCUGCAAACGGCGCGCCUUUGCGACGGGCAUCGCGUGCACGGCUGGCGGCAUCAGCGGCAUCGCCUUCUCGCUCAUCAUUCAGUACCUGGCUCCGCGGAUCGGCUUUCCGUGGGCGAUGCGCAUCAUUGCGCUCAUCUCUGCGGCCCUGCUGGGUGUUGCCAGCCUCACCCUGCGGAAGCGCCUGCCUGCGGAACCGCGCGCACGCUUGCUCAUGGACUUUAGCCUGUUCAGGCAGAAAGACUUUGCUGUGACGGUGUGCGCCGUCUUCUUUGUCGAGUUCGCCGUCUUCAUCCCCUACGCGUUCAUCUCGUCGUACGCGCUGUACCAGGGCUGGUCUCUCCAGGACUCGUUCCUGCUCAACACGGUGCUCAACGCCGGCGCGAUCCCCGGCCGCAUGCUACCGGGCUACGUGGCCGACCGUAUCGGCGCGUUCAACACCAUGUGUGUGACGUCGAUGGCGUGCGCGGUUCUCGUGCUGGGCAUGUGGCAGACCGCGGGCGACAGCAGGGCCGCGAUCAUGGCGUUCACGGCGCUGUUUGGGUUCUGGUCCGGCGCGGCCAUCAGCCUGGCCCCCGUCUGCAUAUCACGGGUCUGCAAGAUCGAGGACUACGGCAAGGCGAACGGCAUGGCGUACUUCAUUGCGAGCUUUGGCGCGCUCAUUGGCAUCCCCAUUGCGGGGGCGCUGCUGGGAGCUGGACAUGAUCAUUAUCAGAACCUCAUCAUUUUCGGGGGCAGUGCGUAUUUGCUGGCGUUUGUGUGGUUUGUGAUUGCCAGGGGAGUGGCUGGUGGAUGGUCGUUUGGAUGGUUUUAGGAGUCGGUUUCAACAUUGUCUAGAACUUUGUGCUUGCGGUGUGACUGUGGCUGUGCUGCCACACACGAGUUUGUGCCGCCAGUGGCAUUUCCAAGUCCGUUUAUGAAGUGGCGAUGUGACAAAAGGACGGUCGCGGAAUAGAUGGCUGGACUGGCACGAUCAAAAUGUGUUGCAUCAAGCUAUGCGGGGCUGGUGGGUUACGCGCUAGUCAGACUAAACCUUGGAAGGCAUUGCAGAAAGUCGCAGAAAUGCGCCUGCAGCGUUUAUGUUACGGCCUCGCGUGAACGGUGCAUGCAGCUCAUGCAGGAACUUGGUUCGAAGGUGAAGAUUGCAGAUACCAGAAGUGUCAUCCAGCUGGCAUCGUCAGGUUCGUCAAGACCCUGACGGGGUGUCCCGCAACGUUGCAAAAG